Aspergillus novofumigatus IBT 16806 is the source of this 2094-nucleotide messenger RNA. Its product is annotated as 40S ribosomal eS8 domain-containing protein. Gene Ontology annotation, biological process: maturation of SSU-rRNA from tricistronic rRNA transcript (SSU-rRNA, 5.8S rRNA, LSU-rRNA); translation. Bases 460 to 1974 code for a protein of 504 amino acids. The transcript is spliced from 4 exons. Gene Ontology annotation, cellular component: ribosome; cytosolic small ribosomal subunit. The record is from RefSeq and is a predicted model, not a curated record. Gene Ontology annotation, molecular function: structural constituent of ribosome. NCBI's taxonomy places the organism in Eukaryota, Fungi, Ascomycota, Eurotiomycetes, Eurotiales, Aspergillaceae.
UCGACGACCAGCAACAUCAACUCCACGACAACCCAACGACCCUUGCCCGCUGCGUUCCUGGUGAAGGGCUGCAGAGUUAGAGGUGAGUUUCAACUUAUUGCUUGCUUGCAUUCUGUCUUUCAAUUUCUUCCGACUUUCGAGAAGUUGGUGGUCGUCGGUGUUCGUGACAGUUCGUUGGCGAUUCGGUAAAAUUUGAGUCGGAAAAGGGCAACAACAGAAGACAACGAUACAUCAAGGCAGCGCAAUUCGGCUUUCCUUCGAAGAAUAAUUCGUCUACUUGGUUGACGACUGCUGGCUACGACUGUUGGUUCGACACUGUUUGGUUUGAAGACUCUUGCGAGCACUUGAUAUCAGGACUUGGGACUUCUACGAACGAACGGAAGAAAUUGAAGGCAGACGCAGGAGACCGAAUUGCCUGGCUGACUGGAUUUACGAUAGUUCCCUACAUCAACCGCAAACAUGGGUAUCUCACGCGACUCCCGCCACAAGCGUUCGGCCACCGGUGCGAAGAGGGCCACCUACCGCAAGAAGAGGGCGUUCGAGAAGGGUCGCCAGCCCGCCAACACCCGUAUCGGUGCUAAGAGAAUCCACCUGGUCCGCACCCGUGGUGGUAACCGCAAGUUCCGUGCCCUCCGUCUCGAGUCGGGCAACUUCUCGUGGGGUUCCGAGGGCAUUUCCCGCAAGACCCGUGUCAUCGUUGUGGCCUACCACCCUUCCAACAACGAACUGGUCCGCACCAACACCCUGACCAAGUCCGCCGUCGUUCAGAUUGAUGCCGCUCCCUUUAGACAAUGGUACGAGGCUCACUACGGCCAGCCCGUCGGCCGGAGACGCCAGCAGAAGACCGCCGAGACCACCACCGAGAAGAAGAGCAACAGCGUCGUGAAGAAGCAGGCUGCUCGCUUCGCCGACCACGGCAAGGUCGAGCCCGCCAUCGAGAAGCAGUUUGAGUCCGGUCGUCUGUACGCCGUCAUCGCCUCCCGCCCCGGCCAGAGCGGUCGUGUCGACGGUUACAUCCUGGAGGGUGACGAGCUGGCUUUCUACCAGCGUGCUAUCCGCAAACACCCACAACACACCCCUCACCCCCUCCCUCCCCGCACCCUACCGACACCCCUCCCAAAAGCGCACAUCCUCAUCCACUCUGGCGACCUCACAACAAUCGGCAGCUACAAAGAACACACCACCACCCUAGCAACCCUCAAAUCCCACCCCGCAGAACUAAAACUCGUCAUCGCCGGCAACCACGACAUCACCCUCGACGAGGAAUACUACGCCGCCCUCCCGCCAAGCAGUUUCAAAACCUGGUCCGGGCGAGAGGAUCCCGCAGCCAUAAAACAACUCUACUGCAGUGAUGACGCGCAAGCCGCAGGGAUACGCUACUUGGACGAGGGAAUGCAUUGUUUUACCCUGAGUACCGGGGCGCAGUUGAGGGUGUUUGCGUCGCCGUAUACGCCGGCGUUCUGUGGGUGGGCGUUUGCGUAUCCCCGCGGGAGCGAUAGGUUCAAUCCCCUUCCGGAGGGAGCAUCAGCAUCAGCAUCAGCAUCAGCAUCAGCAUCAGCAUCAGCGUCUGGCCCUGCGGGUGGUGAUGUAGGGGCAGCAGCAGGGGCGAGUGUAGUGCCCGACUUCCCUUCUGUGGAUAUCAUGAUCACGCAUGGUCCGCCGGCGGGGGUGCUUGAUACGGUCGUUAAUGGGGGCAGUGUAGGCUGCGAGGCGUUGUUUGCUGCUGUGAAGCGGGCGAAGCCGCGGGUGCAUGUCUUUGGGCACAUACAUGAGGGGUAUGGGACGAAGGUGGUGUGCGAUGAGGAUAGGGUGCGCGAGGAGCGGGGCGCGUAUGUGGAUGUUAGCGCUGACUCGGGGCGGCCGCUGCGGUUUGGGGAGGAGACGUUGUUUGUGAAUGCGAGUAUGCUGGAUGAGAGGUAUAGGGCUGUGAAUGCGCCGUGGGUGGUGGAUUUGGAUUUACCGGUUGCCUCGUAGGUACUGUGCUACGGAGUAUGUAUAUUACGGAGUACAGGUUUGUGUCUACAGAAGCAGCAGGUUGACAAUCAAUUAUUUGCUAUAAUUGCAGAGGUAUCUAGGGAAGGUAUCAAUCAUGAC